This is a messenger RNA of Pecten maximus, 1338 nucleotides long. RefSeq lists its product as uncharacterized. Lineage: Eukaryota; Metazoa; Mollusca; Bivalvia; Pectinida; Pectinidae. The transcript is spliced from 5 exons. Bases 145 to 930 code for a protein of 261 amino acids. The record is from RefSeq and is a predicted model, not a curated record.
AUAACGCGAGAUUUCCCGGUAAUUGUCCUGUUGCUAGCGACACGAAGAGGUUGAGCUACAGAGCAAAAUAAUUCUGAUUUGAUAUUCAUCUCAUCAUCGACAAAGAUUGUUGAUAUUUACAUAAUAGCGGAUUAGCUGCGGAUUAUGGAGGAUACACAACUUAAAGAGAUUGCAAAACAUUUGGUCACUGACGUCAUCCAGAAAGCCACGGAAUACGUCAGGACAGAAAGGAAAAAAAUGGCGGAAAUGAUCGGCCAGCUGGACAAGGGUGUGGACGACAUAGUUCAACUGACCAUUCGUAGUGGACAAAUAUCACCGACUGACUACAAGAUGGCAGAAAUGACAGGUCAACUGGAUAAGGAUGUGGAGGAUAUUGUAGGUGAAACCAUUAGCCACUCAAUCACGGCCAUUCGUAGUGGUCAAACAUCACCGACUGACCACAAGAUGGCAGAAAUGACAGGUCAACUGGAUAAGGAUGUGGACGAUAUUGUGCAGGUGACCAUUGGGCGAUCCAUCGCGGCCAUUCGUGAAGGGGAGAUGUCACCAACUGACCACAAGCUGGUUUGCAGUGAGAUACUGGAAAAGACAAGAGAGUCUGGAACCGGAAAUGACGCAGGAUUACAAACGGCGAAAACCUACCCAGCUGACAGAGAGUACAAAAGCGAAGUUCCGCCUUUCGUCACUCGGAAUAAAGCUGCAGACAAAAUAAAGAAAACAUUUUUCGAGCGUCAUCUGGACAGACUUCUCGGGAGAGAAAAGAAAAACGCAAAAAAGAAGAAAACAGUAGAACUUCGUAACAGCAACCCCAGUGGAGGAAGUAGGAAACGUUCAUCAAAGGCCCAUAACAAAAGGGAUUGGAUCCUUAAAAACGUCCUGUGCUGCUUUGUCCGCCAGACGGCGACAGUGGAGCCCGUCGAUCACGAAGUAUAGAUGAUUGGUGCGAUUAACAAGGAAUUAACACAUAUUAUAUUAACUUCUCUGUAGUAGAAAAAAACAUCAGAAGGAAUCAGACUGCGAUAAAAGUAUACCAAGUGGACAUCGAAACGUCAUAAAAUUUACAUCAGAAAAGCGACGAGAAAACAUUGUUGAAAGAAGUCUAAUUUGUUGCAAUGACUUAUUGUACUGUAGAAUAAAAUGCGAAACUAAACCCAAACAUGCGCCUAAGAAUAAAUGCGAAACUAAACCCGAUCCCGCUACUCUUUUAUUUCAUUGAUUAGUUUUAAAAGUCAACAUUAAUACAUAUAAAGUGUAGAGAAGGCUAUUAUUCACACUGAUAAAAAAAUCGCAGGGAAUCCAAUCAUUCGACGCAUCAGGGACGUACAGUGUAUAAUAUCACAG